UGUCCAUUGGGUUUUUCAGAAUUUAUCUCAGCCUCUCAUGUGGAUGGCCUUAUCCAUCAAAGCAUCCCAGACAUGCAGGAGGAUGAAACAUACACCUCUCUUCAGUGGGAUACUCCAACAUCAAACCCUUAUCAGAAACAUUUGUCUUCCACCAAAAAUUCAGGAGUAUGGUGUCUUGUGACGGUGAUCUUAUGUAUUUUCUGCAUUGGCUCAUUAGCAACCUCCAUUUUCUUGGGCAUCAAAUUGUUUCAGAUGUCCACUACUAUAAUGAAGCAGCAAGAAAAACUCAUCCAACAGGAGAGAGCACUGCUCAACUUCACACAGUGGAAGAGAAGCCCCAACCUACAGAUGACAUAUUGCCAAACCUUAAUGCAGAAUUCUUUCAAUUCAGCCUAUAACUGCACCCCUUGUCCAAACAACUGGAUUCAGAAUGGAGAAAGUUGUUACUACGUCUUUGAAAGCUGGAAAUUUUGGCACACUAGUAGAGAGGAUUGUUGGAAGAAGGGCUCUGAUCUUCUGCAAAUAGAGAGCAAAGAAGAAAUGAACUUUAUCAUGGGCAGCCUGAAGAAGAUCAAAAGAAACUAUGAUUACUGGGUAGGACUGUCACAGAAUGGGCCCGACCAACCUUGGCUUUGGCAGGAUGGCUCCUCUCCUUCCGCUGACCUGUUGCCAAGACAGAGAUCCCAGUCAACUAAUCAGGUCUGUGGAUACCUCAGAGACAACGACCUUUCUUCUGCAAACUGCAGCAUUUGGAAAUAUUUCAUCUGUGAGAAGUACGCACUAAGAUCUUACACCUGAAAGAAACUUUGCUUAAAGUGAUCACUCCAUUAUGAUCAUAUUUGCAACAGAUCCUUCAAAAACCUGUAAUAAUGAGCCUACGAGCCAGCGCAGAACUAAACCAGUGCAAGGGCUGUAAAACCAGCUACCUGGGACACAAAAUCUAUCUUGCCUUUACACUUGGUAGUAUUCCUCAGUGCUUUCCAGAUGUUUCUUUGACACUGUUCAAAUUAAUUACCAAGGAUAAAAUUGGUUUAGAGCAAUAGACGACAAAACUGUAAAGAGUGGAGAACAAGCUGAAGAAAAAUCAUUUCCAUUUGUCUUUUAUUUUUCUUUCUCUCUCUAUUUUUUUUUUAAAUUUAGAGUGACUGUAAACUCUACAGAAAAAUCAAUAAAUCACUGGCAAGAUGAUGCAAUUUUAGCUAACUGAUGCCUUUUUUAAUAAAUGAAUAAAUGUGA
Odocoileus virginianus texanus is the source of this 1236-nucleotide messenger RNA. It is a transcript of the gene CLEC9A, whose product is annotated as C-type lectin domain containing 9A. NCBI's taxonomy places the organism in Eukaryota, Metazoa, Chordata, Mammalia, Artiodactyla, Cervidae. The record is from RefSeq and is a predicted model, not a curated record. Gene Ontology annotation, cellular component: membrane; cell surface. Gene Ontology annotation, biological process: receptor-mediated endocytosis.